GUCCCACUCCAACCGGCUGCCCCUCAGAUGAUGAUCCUCUAAAUUAAUCUCGAUCCAGCCCAUCACACGUCAUGCACGUGUGCAACCGACGCAUGACAUGACGUCAGUGCGUCUGUCAGAUGCCCCUCCUCAUCUAUUCUUAUACUGCGGAUCGUUCCAGGUUCUGUCGUUGUUGUCUUUUAUCUUGUUCCUGAAUCACCUCUCGCUUUCCCUGUCCAUUCCAUCCUCGACCCUUAUCACAUACGCAAAAUGGCUCCCAUCCACGAACGCAUCCGUGACGACCUCCUCAUCAAAGAGCGCUCUCUCUGGACGGCCCUCACAUCCGCAGACCCCGGGCCCGAAAUCGAGAAACUGUCCAACGAAGAAGCGAACUUCCUCUUCCCCAAGACGCCCAUCCUCACGCUCGACGGCCAGCCCUCCAUCAAAGAGGCCCUCAAGCCGCCCUUCCACCACUUCGACUCCUACGAGCUGCAGGAGGUCCGCGUCAUCAUCAUCGACCUCAUGGCGGGCACCGUGACUUAUCGGAUUAACGCGUCGCACAAAAACAGACCCUACCUCGCGACGGGGUCGACGACGUGGAGCCAGGCGAGUGAUGGCGAGUGGAGGAUUGUAGCACAUCAGGAGACGAUGCUUUAGGCUGUCUUGUCUGUCUCUGUUGAGACUUGCCUACUGGUAGGGAGGUCUUUUUAUUUUGAUUGAGGGGUGGAGGGGUUUUGUUUCUUUUAUUUACUCUUUUUUUU
This is a messenger RNA of Aspergillus steynii IBT 23096, 740 nucleotides long. RefSeq lists its product as uncharacterized. The record is from RefSeq and is a predicted model, not a curated record. The transcript has 2 exons. Lineage: Eukaryota; Fungi; Ascomycota; Eurotiomycetes; Eurotiales; Aspergillaceae. The coding region runs from base 250 to 636 and encodes 128 amino acids.